Mustela erminea (ermine) is the source of this 392-nucleotide messenger RNA. RefSeq names its product chymotrypsinogen B-like. Lineage: Eukaryota; Metazoa; Chordata; Mammalia; Carnivora; Mustelidae. The record is from RefSeq and is a predicted model, not a curated record. Gene Ontology annotation, biological process: proteolysis. The transcript has 2 exons. Gene Ontology annotation, molecular function: serine-type endopeptidase activity. The annotation marks the transcript as partial.
CCCCUCCGGGCCUGCUGUGUCCCUCCAGCCUACAAGACCCCCGACAAGCUGCAGCAGGCGGCCCUGCCCCUCCUGUCCAACGCCGACUGCAUGAAGUUCUGGGGCAGCAGGAUCACGAAUGUGAUGGUUUGCGCGGGUGCCAGCGGCGUGUCCUCCUGCUCGGGCGACUCUGGGGGCCCCCUUGUCUGCCAGAAGGCUGGAGUCUGGACCCUGGUGGGCGUCGUGUCCUGGAGCAGCAGCGUCUGUUCCACCUCUGUUCCUGCUGUGUACGCCCGCGUCACCGAGCUCAUCCCUUGGGUUCAGGAAAUACUUGCUGCCAGCUGAGCCCGUGAUUCAAUGAUGAGCUCAUAAAAGCAUACGAGGGAAGCACCGAGUUCAUCUGUGUCUCUGUA